Messenger RNA from Mesorhabditis spiculigera, 1763 nucleotides. NCBI's taxonomy places the organism in Eukaryota, Metazoa, Nematoda, Chromadorea, Rhabditida, Rhabditidae. The record is from the annotation of a GenBank genome assembly.
GAAGCCGAGCCAUGUGGCUGUACCUCCUCAUCCUUGUGGCGACACUUGCCGCAGUCGCCGCCCAGCCCAAGCCUCCGCCAAGACGCCCAGCAGCGAAGGGCGGCGUGAAAAAGCCGGCAAACCAAGGAAAUGGCGCGAACCCUGCGUUGGUUUUACUACUCCGUGAUCUGCGCAAAUUCCGGGCUGCUGGAGGCCAUCCCCAAGCGCAGGCCUGGAAAAAUCACGCUGUGAAAUUUUGCCAAUUCUUCCCGGGGCACCCUAAAUGCAGUGGUGGAAAAACGCCUCCAUUUGGCGCUGUUGGCGCGAUGAUGCAGGUGACGCAGAAGCGAGUGAUGCUUCAAAGACAGCAGUUUCACAAGAAGCAGCAGAGGGCGAGGAUGCAGCGGAGGAAGUUGAAGCGGAUUCCAAAACUUCAAAAACGCAAAGAUCCGCUGGCGAACAGUCCGAAAGAUCUGGCGGACAAAAUUCCGGAAGACGCCCGGCAUUGGGGAAGGAUGAAGGCGGAGCAGCGGCAGAAGGUUAAGCAACUCUGCGGCAAAAUCAACUGCAAGGCCUGGGAGAAGCACAAGGCCAACAGGGAUCGGCUGAAGGGCCAGAUGAAAAAAUUCCGGAAGCAAGUGGGAAAAACUGAGGACAAGGACGACGAUGACGAUGAUGCAUUGGAGUUGGAGCUGCAAAGAACCAGGCAGCUAAAGAAGGCUCUACUUGAAAAGGCCGAACUUGCAGCGGAUGUCGAGCCUGCCGACGACGGCAUCUUUGACUCCGAUCUCCUGCUCACUACAGAACAGUCCGAGUUCCUGCUCAACGAGCUCGACAAGGGAGGUGAAGAGGAGGAGGAGCCGCUGCCACCUGGGUUUGAGGCUACCGAGAGUCCAGAAGCUACUACUCCUGAUCCAGACUAUGAUUCUUCAUUGGCUGGGGAGGAUAGCGAUGAUUAUCAUGUAGAAGCCGAUGAUCCGGAUGCAGUUGCAGCCGAAAAACCGGCCGACCCAGUUUUGUCGAGAAGAGCCCGCGCCGCUCUAUUCUUUGAAGAGCAAUUCGUCCGGAAAUGGGAUAUCAAUCAACCGAUCCAGUAUACCUUCCACGAAUCGCUAGAGGAAAUUGAUAAAAACACUGUUCGACAAGCCUUACAAACGAUUUCCACGAAUGUGCCCUGCCUUCGAUUCCAAUAUAUCCAAAGGCCGGUGACGAACGGAUACUUCUUGUAUUACAUGAAGACGGAUAUGCCUGGAUUCUGCGGUCUUUCCCGCAUUGGAAAGGUCACUGGAGGUAACCCGAUCUACUUGAGUUUCACCUGCAAUGGGAAUGUCGGCGUCACGAUUCACGAGACGAUGCACUCACUUGGGGUUGAUCAUCAGCAUAUUCGAAUGGAUCGUGAUAAGUGGAUCAAGGUCGAUUGGUCCAACGUCAAUCCUCAGAUGUACGACGCUUUGGCUGUUUCUGAUGCUAAAACUUUCACAUCGUACGGUGUCGCCUACGACUACGCCAGCGUCAUGCACUACAACGCAUACACGGCUGCUAUCGAUUACAAUAAGCCGACGCUGAACCCGCUGGUAAACCCGGCCCAAAACAUCCGCGUGAUGGGCCAGCGUGACGCGAUGACCCAGAGGGACGUCGAGAUCCUGAGAAAAAUGUAUUGCAAAGCUGCCAGCUGUGUCGACACGAACAUCUACUGCGGCGCGUGGGCGCUCAGCUCGUUGUGCACGGCGUCCGGGAACAGCGGUUGGAUGCAGCAGAACUGCAGGAAGAGCUGCAAUUUGUGC